This is a messenger RNA of Prunus mume (Japanese apricot), 2322 nucleotides long. It is a transcript of the gene MAP65-8, whose product is annotated as microtubule-associated protein 65-8. The record is from RefSeq and is a predicted model, not a curated record. Gene Ontology annotation, biological process: microtubule cytoskeleton organization. Gene Ontology annotation, cellular component: spindle; cytoplasm. Lineage: Eukaryota; Viridiplantae; Streptophyta; Magnoliopsida; Rosales; Rosaceae. Gene Ontology annotation, molecular function: microtubule binding.
UCACAAAAAGCUCAAGGUUCUAAAAGAACUGCUGAUCCUUGAACCGAAAGCUUGGGCAUUACCUACCUUUGCCACCCUUGUCUUUUAAGCAAAACUCACACCCAGAGGUCCACCAGAACACUACACACACUCUGCCCCCCCUCUCUCAGCCAUUGGGUGCUUAACAAGGAACUUCCCACUCUCUCUCUUUCCACUCUUUCAACACUGCCCUCUUAACUUAGCUGCUGCAUGUCAAGGAACUAACCUUAUCUGCAGCCUGAGUUUCUCUGAAGGAACCAUAUUCAGAUGGGUUCAUUUCAAACACCGAUGGGAAUGCGAAGCUCCAAUCUUCUCGAAACUUCAUGUGGAUACCUGCUUCAAGAACUGCAGAUGAUUUGGAAUGAAGUUGGACAAGAUCACUUUGAAAGGGAGAAAGUCCUGCACCAGGAGUUGGCAGAAGCUGAGGCUGAAUUUACCCAUCUUCUUUUGUCCCUUGGUGAACGAUCUCUCCCUGGACGGCCAGAAAAAAUGGCGGGAACACUGAAAGAGCAGUUAGAUUCAAUCACGCCGGCUUUGAGGGAAAUGAGAUUGAGGAAAGAAGAAAGGGUGAAUCAGUUCCGAACUGUACAAGGGCAAAUUCAGAAAAUUUCUGCAGAAAUAGCAGGUCAAUCAGAAUCAGAAUAUGAUGACUUAUCAUCAGAUAUCAUGGUGAAUGAGAAUGAUCUAUCCUUGAAGAAACUAGAAGAGUAUCAGACAGAGCUACAAAGACUCCGCAACGAGAAGAAUGAAAGGCUCAUGAGGGUGGAACAAUAUAUAGAUGCAGUCCACAAACUGUCUUCAAUAUUAGGAACAGACUCCUCCAUGGUCAUCACCAAGGUUCAUCCAAGCUUAAAUGACUUAUGUGGGAUAACCAAAAACAUAAGCAACAGUAUUUUGGCUAAGCUUAACAGCACGGUGGAAUCUCUUGACGAAGAAAAGCAAAAACGACUUGAUAAGCUUCACCAUCUUGGCAAAGCAUUGACAAACUUAUGGAAUCUCAUGGACACACCCUAUAAAGAUCGUCAAUCGUUUUCCCAUGUUACUGGCUUAUUAUCACUCUCAUCAGCAGAAGUAUCAGAUCCAGGAAGCCUAACCCUAAACAUAAUCCAGCAGGCUGAAGCUGAAGUCAGGAGAUUGGAUCACUUAAAAGCAAGCAAGAUGAAAGAACUAUUUUUCAAGAAACAGAAUGAGCUCAAGGAGAUAUGCAAUAAAUCACACAUGGAGAUUCCUUUGCAGUCAGAGAUUGAUAAUCUAAUUAACCUCAUUAACUCUGGGGAGAUUGACCAUGCAGAUCUUCUCAUGAGCAUGGAUCAACAGAUAUCAAGAGCAAAAGAAGAAGCUUCUAGCAGAAUGACUAUCAUGGAAAAGGUGGAAAAGUGGAUGCUAGCACGUGAUGAGGAGCGUUGGUUGGAAGAAUACAGCAGAGAUGAGAACCGGUACUCGGUCAGCAGAGGUGCACACAAGAACCUGAGACGUGCAGAACGCGCCCGAGUAUUAGUCAACAAAAUCCCAGCUUUGGUGGAUUUGCUAAUAGCAAAUACUAAGAGUUGGGAAGACGAAAGAAAGAAAACUUUCUUGUAUGAUGAGGUACCUCUCCUAGCAAUGUUGGAAGAGUAUAAUGUGCUAAGGCAGGAAAAGGAGGAGGAUAAGCAAAGACAAAGGGAAAUGAAGAAGGUACAAAGCCAAGUAGCAGUUGAGCAAGAAAACUUGUUUAUUACCAGGCCAAGCACCAGUGCAAGGCGAACUUCAACCAGAAGUGUGAAUGGAGGUUUUAGCAAUGCCAUACCUCUAAACAGAAGGCUUUCCCUGGGCCUUCAGCAAUUGGGACCAAACAGCAUAAACUCAGGCACUCAAGGCAUAUCCUUUAUAAAGGAAGGUAAGAAGGCACGGGGACAAAAGAUGUUUGCUCGACCUGGCCUUGUUUCUCACCUUAGAGAUGAAACAGCUUCAGUGGUAUCAACAUUUUCCGGCCCACAAUCUCCCUGAAUGUUCUCCGAUUCGUCACCCUUCAUGUGCUGUGGGGAAACAUAGGGCAGAAAGUGUGUGCAGAAAGACAUAAUAGAUCAUGCAGAAGAAUAAGUUCAGCUACCAUAUCAGCUAAAGGGCCUAUGUAUUUAUGAAUUACCCCUGUACCAGCAGAAGUGUCUAGAAUUUUAGGCAAUUGUAAUUGCAAAGGCGAAUAAAUAAGUUCUAGGAUUGUUGUUUGAUAUUAAGCAUGUUAGCUUUUGUCCAAAUCAUGGAUUGGACACUGUAAUAUUGCAAGGAAUGUUAUAAGUGAUAUACAGACUGAUCAGACGUCCAAAA